Molecule: messenger RNA, 2422 nt
Organism: Synchiropus splendidus (mandarinfish)
Lineage: Eukaryota; Metazoa; Chordata; Actinopteri; Syngnathiformes; Callionymidae
Gene: faxdc2
Product: fatty acid hydroxylase domain containing 2
Exons: 12
Coding region: 570-1556 (328 amino acids)
Biological process (GO): sterol biosynthetic process
Molecular function (GO): C-4 methylsterol oxidase activity; iron ion binding
Source: RefSeq, a predicted model, not a curated record
AGGAGCAGCAGCUGAAGUCAAGAACCCUGGACUCUGUUCAGUGACUGCUCAGAAAGCCUUGUGUGCCUCCUCCCAGUGUGGCACCACCUUGUCACAAGGUGACAAGCGGAGCCUCUACUGCACCGUGAUGGAGACCCGUUCAGCUGCUGUCGGUGAGCCUGAGUGACGGCAGCCAGGUGUCUGCCGUCUGACAUGGAGCCGUCAGAGGAGCGGCGUGGGCCCGACUCCUGGUGAAGGACGAGGGCGGUCGGUCCAGCCCGUCAUGGCAGAGUUGGUCCUCCGAGUCUGAAGUCAUGGUUCCCAACUAGAGCCUUCCGAGGAGCAGGACACAGUGAGGAGGAGGAGACGUCCUCACAACGUGCUUCAGAUGGAAGCAUGAGGAGACUCUCAGUUGAGAAAUGAGCUCGCGCGUCAUGGCGAACAUUGCUCCCUUCAGCCACAAGAGGUCGCAAAUCCUGGCAAACAAAGACGGUCACAUGUCCGCCAGCUGGCCAAUCGCGGGGCCCGCACCCAUGUAAACACCACUGUCUCAGAGCCAAGUUCAGAGUCAAGCUGAAGAUCGCGGAGACAUGACAGGAACAACGAGCCGCCGACAGGAGGGCCCAGGAGGACUGUGGGACUCAGUGAAGAAGGCCGCGUUCAUCAUCGGGUCUGGAAUCCUAUUCUUGGCGGCGUUUGGAAACUCGCUGACAUGGCACCUUCAGAGGUUCUGGGGAGCUUCCGGGGACUUCUGGCAGGACUUGUGGACGCAGAUCCAUGUGGCAUUCCAGGGUCAUGAGUCAGCAUUAUUUUACAUUGGGACCAUGCUGGUGCCCAGCCUGGCAUUCUGGGGCACCAACGGCCUCCUGCUGAUCGUGGACACCACCGGCAAGCCGUCCUUCAUCACUCGCUAUCGCAUCCAGCAGGACAAGAACAACCCGGUCGAUCCCGCCAAGCUGAGACAGGCCUUGAAGUCGGUGCUGUUCAACUACACGGUGGUGUCUGGACCCAUGGUGGUGGCGGCCCACUACCUGAUGACCUGGAGAGGAGAGCCCUGUGGCCCAGAGCUGCCCACCUUCCACAGGGGCCUGGCGGAGCUGGCCUUCUUUGCCUUCCUGGAGGAAGUCCUCUUCUACUACUCGCACAGACUCUUUCAUCACCCCAGUCUGUACAAGCAUUUCCACAAGCAGCAUCAUGAGUGGACGGCUCCCAUCGGAGUGGUCUCCAUCUACGCCCACCCACUGGAGCACAUGCUCUCCAACACGCUGCCUGUGGCGGUCGGCCCGGUGAUCCUGGGCUCGCACCUGGCCACCACCUCUCUCUGGUACUGCCUGGCUCUGGUCAGCACCACCAUCUCCCACUGCGGGUACCACCUGCCCUUCCUGCCCUCGCCCGAGUUCCACGACUUCCACCACCUGAGGUUCAACCAGUGUUUCGGAGUCUUCGGGAUCCUGGACCGGCUUCACGCUACCGACAGCAAAUUCAGAGAGACCAAGCAGUACGAGCGCCACACGCUGCUCACCAGCCUCACGCCUCUCAACGAGAGCAUCCCCGAUCCCCCGAAGAAGGGCCAGUGAGGACCUCUCACCCCGGACUGAGCUUUGCACUUCAACGACAAACCAGCCAAUCGCCGUUAAGCUGUGAAUAGUGUUUUUAAAACCUGUGUAAUAUUUGUGAUCCGACGCUUGACUGACUGUGCGAUAAUCUCUACUGUAUCGACGCAACACCAGUGACAGUUUCUCUGCACUGUGCUUUUUCAAUCACCACCUAUUUAUCAUGACGUGCAGCGGUGGAAACAGUUCUGUUAUAAAAGUCCUGAUAUUUUCAUAUGAGCACAAGCAGUGUGUGGAACAUAUGGUGAUGGACCUGGUGAUGAACGCUCCUGUUAUUUACGAGAACCAUAAAGCAGUUCAUGAUAGGAUGUGAGGAGUUACAACAAAUUUACAAUGUCGUUUUUAAGUUUGGCAGCAAAUAUUCAUUCCAACUAAACCUCUACGUAGUGAAAUGCUAAAGCCCACGCAGACUGGUUUAAACAGAUAUAGACUCUUAAAUAUCAUGCGAAAUAACUCAUAUACACUCACAUACACAUUUGUUGAGAGAAAUAUAUACACAUUUUACCAGACAAACGGUGGUUGAAAACGACUGCAGGAACGUAGCUAACAGGAACUUCAGCAGGUGCUGCGUGCGAGUCAAUGAAGUAAAGUAAGUGAACACGAAGAAGCUGGAGCGACUGACUUUCACCCCAAUCUCAGAAUGUAACGCUCCGACAAAUACAAAUAUUUCAUCGUGAUCAUUUAAACAUAGUGUUUGACAACUGGUGUGGUGCAUUCACUUGCUGCUCGGAGAAAUCAAUCCCGCCCAAACUUGUUUGCUUCUGUGAGACGCAUUGACGAAUUGAAUGUAAAAACAAGCGCAAUAUUACAAAAUAAAAUGUAUCCUGUCA